Messenger RNA from Aureobasidium melanogenum CBS 110374, 1056 nucleotides. Its product is annotated as DUF1295-domain-containing protein. NCBI's taxonomy places the organism in Eukaryota, Fungi, Ascomycota, Dothideomycetes, Dothideales, Saccotheciaceae. The transcript has a single exon. Bases 1 to 1056 code for a protein of 351 amino acids. Gene Ontology annotation, cellular component: membrane. The record is from RefSeq and is a predicted model, not a curated record.
AUGGAGUACGGCGCAAAAAACCCAGUGGAUCCAGCUGCCGCUGGCAGUUCACAUGUACGGAUACCUAACAUCAAACCUCGAGCAAUGGCUUCAGCAACGACCAAUGUGCUUGGACUCUUGCAUGACAGCCUACUGCCAUCUUUGAACCUGCAUUCAUCUCUUGCACUUGUCGCCUAUACCGCCAGUCGCGUGACCCGUCGGGUCGAACUCAAGGACUGGCUAUGGCCCUCGGGAAUGGUGCUUAAUGCAUGGUAUCACGGAGUUUGGGCACGUAGCUCAGAGACCGGACUUAGUCUUAGAGAAUCACUAUCGACUCUUGGCUGGACACAAAAGCUUCUCCUCGGCGGUGUUACAAUUUGGGGUGCUCGUCUCUUUGCCCGUAUCGCUACUCGUAGUGUCAAGCGUGGAAAGGACGAUCCCAGAUACGACGACAUGAACCAGGACACCAGCUUCUGGAACAAAGCCUUCUUCACUGUCUUCUUACCCGAGGCUGUCUUCCAAGCACUCAUCUCGCUCUCAUGGUCUGUAGCCUUGCAGCAAGGUACAAUUGGAAGCAUUGAAGCCACUCCUCCGCAAUAUGGCGCUCUACUGCAUGGACUUGCGAUCGGUCUUUAUACCGCUGGUCUCAACAUGGAGGCCCUAGCCGAUCAGCAGAUUGAGGAGCACAAGAAGAAAAGCGAUGACCUCAACCGCAGCGGCGUCUUCUCGAUCGUGCGUCACCCUAACUACCUUGGCGAUGCUCUGGUCCACUUCUCAUUCCCACUGCUCCUGGCUGCCAACGGCAUGUUCAACUCGCUCAGUCUCGUAGGACCGUUGGCCAAUUACGCCUUCCUGCGCUUUAUUGGCGGUGACAAGCAGAACGAGGAAUCGCAGGAGCAACGUUACAAGACAGAAGCACCCAAGAAGUAUGCCCAGCUGGAGGAGUGGCGCGCAAACAAGAAUAGCUUCUGGCCUGCACUGAGAGAAGUAACCAACCCCUGGUCCCUUGCUUUGGUUGGAAUUGGAGCGGUUGGUGUCUUGGCUGAGCGUGGCCUCAGAAGAUUCAUUUUGGCCUGA